GCUCGGCUCCGGUUCCCGGGCUGCCCAUGGCGGCGGCGGCGGCGGCUCCGGCCGGACCCCGGCCCGGCCCCGGGGGCGGCGGCGGCGGUUCUCCCCGCUGCCCGCCGCGCCUGGCCGUACGGCGGCGGCGGAGCGGGCGUAAGAGCCGCCCCCCGCGCCCCCCGCCGGGCCGGGCCGCACCGCCCCGGGAACGCGGGGGAGGGACGGGGCCAGGGAGGAUUCGCCGCCCCGGGCUGAGCUGCGGGUGGGGGAAAUGGGUGGAAGCCGCGGUGACAUAAAGGGAAGGGCACGGGGGUCCCUUCCCCGCUUUGCUGUGCCCG
This is a messenger RNA of Harpia harpyja (harpy eagle), 320 nucleotides long. Its product is annotated as translation initiation factor IF-2-like. NCBI's taxonomy places the organism in Eukaryota, Metazoa, Chordata, Aves, Accipitriformes, Accipitridae. The transcript is spliced from 2 exons. The coding region runs from base 27 to 278 and encodes 83 amino acids. The record is from RefSeq and is a predicted model, not a curated record.